This is a messenger RNA of Athene cunicularia (burrowing owl), 1699 nucleotides long. RefSeq names its product retinal G protein coupled receptor (gene RGR). The transcript has 7 exons. Bases 539 to 1426 code for a protein of 295 amino acids. Gene Ontology annotation, cellular component: membrane. Gene Ontology annotation, molecular function: G protein-coupled receptor activity. Lineage: Eukaryota; Metazoa; Chordata; Aves; Strigiformes; Strigidae. Gene Ontology annotation, biological process: G protein-coupled receptor signaling pathway; visual perception; phototransduction. The record is from RefSeq and is a predicted model, not a curated record.
ACCGUACAGAACAGUCAUCGCCAGAAAAAUACACUGGCUGGUUCCUAAAAAAGGGUGCGGGGAAGACCCUCCAGAAAUUCCCAGUUCAAACUUCUCCCCUAAUCACCAACCCAGUGAGUGCCCCUUUGUUUUUUCAGGUCACUCCCCAAUUAGAUAUUACGUGUUUCCUUCAUUCCACAACCUUUAAUUCUUUUCCAGUGUUGCAGAAUUAAGUGGACAGAAUUAAUCUUGUCUCCCUAUAAAGAACUUGUUGUAAUUGCAAUGAAUGCUUUCAUUCUGCCGGUGCCUAAAUACGAUUUGCAGGGGACGGGGGAGGGCGGGUUGGUGCUAGUCCCGUCAUUAAAAACAUUCCUGUGGGGAUUGUAAUGGUGGGAGCAAAAACCCCAAAGCUUUUAUAUAAUAACGAGCACGUGUCUGCACGUGAGCUGCUCCUUUAAGAAGCCUUGGGCUGGUGGGAGAAGAGGGAUCCGGGGAAAAGGCAGCCCUACGGCUCUAGCAGAGGGCAGAGGUUAAAUCUGUUGGCAUUUUUAUCACAAGCAUGGUCACUGCACACCCUCUCCCUGACGGCUUCACUGAAUUAGAGGUGUUUGCCAUCGGCACUGCCCUGCUGGUGGAAGCCCUGCUUGGUUUCUGUCUGAAUGGCUUGACAAUUAUUUCCUUCCGAAAAAUCAAAUCCCUGCGGACACCCAGCAACCUGCUGGUCCUCAGCAUCGCGCUGGCCGACUGCGGGAUCUGCGUCAACGCCUUCAUCGCUGCCUUCUCCAGCUUCCUCAGAUACUGGCCCUACGGUUCUGACGGCUGCCAAAUUCAUGGCUUCCAGGGCUUCCUGACAGCCUUAGCCAGCAUUAGCUCCAGCGCCGCGGUCGCCUGGGACCGGUACCAUCACUACUGUACAAGGAGCAAGCUGCAGUGGAGCACGGCCGUCUCCAUGGUGGUGUUCGCGUGGCUGUUCGCUGCCUUCUGGGCUCUGAUGCCCUUACUGGGCUGGGGGGAAUACGACUACGAGCCCCUGCGGACCUGCUGCACCCUGGACUACAGCAAAGGGGACAGAAACUAUAUCACAUUCCUUUUUGCUCUGUCCAUUUUCAAUUUCAUGAUCCCGGGCUUCAUCAUGCUGAUGGCCUAUCAGUCCGUACACCAGAAGUUCAAGAAAAGCGGGCACUAUAAGUUUAAUACUGGUUUACCCUUGAAGACGCUGGUCAUUUGCUGGGGUCCCUAUUGCCUCUUAUGCUUCUACGCAGCAGUUGAAAACGUGAUGUUCAUCUCCCCAAAAUACCGCAUGAUUCCAGCCGUUAUUGCCAAGACUGUGCCAACAGUGGAUGCUUUUGUGUAUGCCCUGGGGAAUGAGAACUACAGAGGAGGAAUAUGGCAGUUCCUCACAGGGCAGAAGGCUGAGAAAGCAGAGGUUGAUAACAAAACUAAAUAAGCCGUUACAGCAUCAAGCGGAAUUAAUGGAGGCACAUCAGUGGCAGGAAAACGCUGGAGGAAACUCUCUGCGUUGUCCGGUAUGUGCGUGCAAAGGUGGUUCCACAUCGGAAAGGCCACGCAUUGGCUACCAGCAAAGAAGAACUGAAAGAACACCCCAGAAACUGCCCAAACCUUCACGAGCUGCUUGUCGGACAAGCUGCCUUAAACCUGUGUUGGUUGUCAUCAGUCUCAUUUUAUAUGUCACUGCAAAUAAACUAUGUGCUGGAAAGCA